AUGGACAGGUGGCUCAGAAAAAGACACCGAGAAACUGUUGAAGAACAUGACCCCAGCUACAGUCCGUAUACCAGACCACCUGACCGGGACCGACGGCUCUGCCAAGCCGGAGACGGGGGCCACAUUCAGCUGCUGCGCCGGGAAAACGCUAACUACGCGGCACCAUUUACUGCAACGUUUGAAGCUGGAAACGGAAAACUACCCCCUUUUUCUACUUUUUUUGACAAAGGCCUUCAUCAAGGUGUAUCAGCCAAGAGCACCGGGACACAGGUCACUGCAGCUCUAGUCCACCUUACCCCAACAUCACCUGGUCUCGAAGGUCCAGUCAUCAAUUUUACUAUUCAGCCAACAGAGGAAGAUCUGAAGCAGAUGCAGACUGGCCAGGACAAGAAUGGACACAUUAAACGGCCGAUGAAUGCCUUUAUGGUGUGGGCUCGUAUCCACCGAGCUGCCUUGCACGAAGCCUUCCCCGAAGCCAGCAUGACAGACAUCAGUAUUCAGCUGGGCUGUGAGUGGUCCAGACUGAGUCAGGAACAAAAGAGGCCCUACUUUGAAAUGUCUGACAAAUUGAAACACAUCCACAGAAAGCAAUUCCCUGAUUAUGAGUUUCGGCCUCUGAAGAAGAAAGACAGAGAGAGUUUGACCUCAGAGCAAGAAGCAGGACAGGAAGCAGGACAGAAAGCAGGACAGAGAGCAGGACCAGAAGGAGGACAGGACCGUGACAUUUCCUUUUUUGUCCCACAAGCCAUGCCUCCAGCUCAGUCUGAGUUGCUGGGAGUACCCAUGUACCCAUGUCUCACCAUGAUGCCCUACGCAGUGGGCUACUAUCCCUACCCAUCUAUUUGUCCAUAUCAUCCAAUGGGUCCACACUCCAGGGUCCAGAUCCACUCGUCAAGGUGCCAAAAUGCCAGCGGCUCUCUACAGGGAGCGACGAAUGACCACAACCUGCAGAGGGGAGAGACCACUCUGAGCACCCUCACCAGGGAAUUCAUGCAGUCGGAGCAUCAGCCAGCUGAAGUCCUCAUUAGAUCCACCAUGACAUUAGAGAGCCUUGGACAGCCUGAUACUGGCGCCAGUCAGCAGUUUUCAGCUAACCACAAUGUGGAAAUUAAAUGUGAGGAUGACGUUGACGUCGUGGGACUGCUCUAG
Messenger RNA from Scomber japonicus (chub mackerel), 1149 nucleotides. Its product is annotated as transcription factor SOX-7-like. The record is from RefSeq and is a predicted model, not a curated record. Lineage: Eukaryota; Metazoa; Chordata; Actinopteri; Scombriformes; Scombridae. The transcript has 5 exons. The coding region runs from base 1 to 1149 and encodes 382 amino acids.